Messenger RNA from Durusdinium trenchii, 651 nucleotides. The record is from the annotation of a GenBank genome assembly. NCBI's taxonomy places the organism in Eukaryota, Dinophyceae, Suessiales, Symbiodiniaceae.
AUGACGAGAAGUGACGACUUGGAAAUGACAUGUAUUCAACGUGGAGAGAAGCUUGAGCAGAUGAGGACCAUGAUGGACGAACAAGAGUUGGAAAUGAGUCAAAAGAUCGAACGCGUGCAGCAGUACGUAAAGGAAAGACAAGCAUCAGCUCUGGCGGCUGAGAAGAAGCAACAGGAUGCGGAGAAGAUGGCUGAGCGGUGGCAAAAUGAAGUGAGACGAUGCCAGGCAGAGAAAGAACGACUUUCUAGCCUGGUGAUGGAGCUGGAAGGCCGUCACACCGGACAAACCGAACAGUGGCAGAGUGUGGUCGAGCGACACCGACGGGAGGUCAAUGCCUUGGAGGAUGCGCUUAGAAAGCAAGAGUUCGAGAUGAAGGAAGCGAACACUGAACUGCUUUCGAAGCGGGACGAGGAGCACCAUGCAAAGGUUGUUCUUGAGAAGCAGCGGGAGAAGGAGCGGUCCAUUGCCCUUUUGAAGAAGAAGGAACAGGAGGUGCACAUCAAGGACCAGCAGCUGCGAGCAGCCAAGCAACGUGUCCAGGAGCUUGAAAGCGGGCUUCAAGCGACACCCACAGGAGGAGGCCCUUCUGGCCUUGAGCCAAGAGAAGCUCGUGGUGAAACAAGCCUUCCACCUCUACUAUCUGCUCGGUGA